Messenger RNA from Peronospora matthiolae, 2169 nucleotides. NCBI's taxonomy places the organism in Eukaryota, Oomycota, Peronosporomycetes, Peronosporales, Peronosporaceae. The record is from the annotation of a GenBank genome assembly.
AUGGAUCGUUUCGAAGAGCUCCAAUGCAUCGGACGCGGGAGCUACGGCUCGGCCCACUUGGUCCGAGAGCGUUCGGGCUCAGAAAAGCGUCUGUUCGUGGUCAAGAAGAUCCCCAUGGAGCUGCUCUCGACCAAGGAGAAGGACCAGUCGUUUCGGGAAGCUCAGCUGCUCGCGAAGCUCAAACAUCCGAAUGUCGUCGAGUACAAGGCCAACUUUGAAGCCGAUAAUGUGCUGCAUAUUGUGAUGACGUAUUGCGACGGGGGCGACUUGGCAGACACGAUCAAGCAGCAAAAGAAGAUACGGGAAGCGCUGGUGGGCAGUGACUGUAGCCACAAGCAUGUCGCAGAUCCAAGAGGAUACUUCCCCAUCACACAAGUACUCGAUUGGUUCGUGCAGAUGGCAAUGGCCAUCAAGUACCUGCACGAUCAGCGUAUCCUGCACCGAGACUUGAAGACCAGCAAUGUGUUUCUCACGACAGAAAACGUGGUCAAAGUCGGGGACUUUGGCAUUGCCAAGACGCUUGACUCGACACUGGACCAAGCUCAGACCAUGGUGGGAACGCCGUAUUACAUGAGUCCAGAAGUCUGCGAGAGCAAGCCGUACUCGUAUGCGAGCGAUGUGUGGUCGCUAGGCUGCAUCCUGUAUGAAAUGCUUGCACUCCGCCAUGCCUUUGAUGCGCCGAAUAUACUCACGCUGAUCCUCAAGAUUGUGCAGCAAGACUGUGCACCUGUACCUCCGUGCUACGACAGACAAGUGUCAGACUUGGUGCACAAGCUUCUGGACAAAGAUCCGGAGAAGAGGCCGAGUACGGAAGAGAUCUUUGCAAUGCCGUAUAUCCGCCACCACAUGCAGGGACUCGUGACUUCCAGCGGCUCGCUCAAGGUCAAGAUGAUGAAGUCCAUACCGCAAAGUCCACAACAUGGUUCAAAUGGUCAACGCCAGCUACGUUCCAGAAAUCCGUCUCCGCGGCGCUCGUCUGGAGAGAAAAGGAGGCUGCGACCAGCAGCUUCGACGGGAUCUUCCCAGGUAGCUGUCGUCGCACCGAUGCAGUGGGUACCGAUUGAAUCUCGCACCAAAAACGCUGGCAAGCUGGAAGAAUGCAACGAGUUCGGUCUGCCAGAUGCGCGCACUUCAGAGCCGUCGCAGCUAAACUUUCGUCUACCAGAGCGCAGCAGCACACCAGAGCCGCUUGCACUCGUUACAGGAGACAAACAGUUUUCGUCGAUGCAGGGUGAGCACAAGUGGUCGUCGCAUGAUGAAGCAGUUGACAACGGUGCACCAGACGCUAUACCAAGAGCUGCACGUGUACGAUCACGACUCCAGCGUAGUCCAGAAGACAACUUGUUGGCCGCAUGGUCGUCGGGCAAAAGCGAUGAGAAGUCACGUGUGAACGGCAGUGCUUGCCCGAGUACCAUCGAAAGUGUCGACGCUUGUGUCAAUAACUCGGAGUUUCGAGUGAGAACCAAAGAGCUGAUGGACCCGAAUUUCCAGUACGAGAACACUGACGAGGGUGUCGACAGCUUGCAGAUCUGCUGCAGCUCCAAAGCCAACAGGGCGACCGAGCCCAAUAUGCGAGUAAAACGACAAUCUGAAGAUCCACAGCACAGCGGCGUUGGAGACCGGUCAACGCAAACCACACCUGGUAUCUGCGGGUUUGAUCGGGCGCCAGAAUCUUCCACCUUGUCAUCAGACAGCAUCGAAUCGGAGAGUACAGGAACACCCUCUCUGAGUGAGAGUUCCAUGAUGCGUGCAAUGGAGCUGGAUGCGGAUAGUGACGAUAGCGAUGUGUCCUCUGGUACAUCGUCAAGUGAAUACGAGGUCGAAGAGAACUAUUACAGCGACGGCUCCUCCUUUGAUCGAAGCGGAACUCAGUACAGCGACGACGACUUUGAAGACCCCGACGCUGAAGUCAUUGAAUACGCAGACGAAGAGUUUGUCAGUGAAGGAGAUGACGAUGACAAUGAGCACUCACGCUUCAGCAGCAGAGGAGAAGCAGACAAGGAGCCCGCUUCUGACCCGAAUGGCAGUCAAAACCCAACCGCUGGCUACGGAUCGGCGGUAGAUGACAGCAGUCGUUUUGCGCUUGCAUCAAGGCUCGAAGGUCCGACUGAAGUCCAGCGGGUUAUGUGGAAUGUAGCGCAGAGCUUGAUGCUGACUAGUGACCCCUGA